AUGAAUGUACAAGGCUUGUCUGAAUUUUCUGUCGUCGCAAAACCGGUCGAACCAACAAGUAGUGACAGCGUACUCUACGACGUUUUUUCAUCAUUUGUCGAAAACGGCACAGUACACAAUUACUUCCUAGUGAAUGGAAUUGGUUUUUCUUCAAGUUCUCCAUCUUAUAGUGCUCAAAUUCCGACCAUCAAGUGUCUGGAUUCCGAGCACGACCAACUUCCACCAAUCAACUCGUUUGUCAGUGCGAUAAACAAAGCAAUUGCAGUCCCUUCAAGUGCAAUUGAGUGUCCAAAUGGGAACCUAUUUCACGUUGCGGUCAAUAACAUUGAUUUUGCAUUAUGCAAAUUGGAUUCGUUGGGGUUUGCAAUGCAAAGCAGCGAUAUGGACGUGAAGGUUGAGUAUCUCAACACCUACAAGGACUCUACAAUCCCUAUUCCAGAUUCAACUUUGAACUGCGGCACAAUGGCAGUUCCUAGCUCCAUUACACCAAUUGGAAGAUCGUUGCUGACCGGAGGAUCGAUUCCCCAAAGCAAUGUGAGGAGCUUGAAAGCUGCGUUCAAACUCCCGUUCCAGAAAUCUCGAUCUUCUUGUUUGUGCAAAUCUGCACGUCGUCCGUGCAUUUUCGUUCAUGGUUUGGGUAUAAAGGAAGAAAUGCCGACGAACCAGGAUAACUUCACGCACUACUGGGGUGACCACUUGUUCAAACACGCGCCGUGCUGUUCAUCACUCAAAUUUACGCAUUUGAAUACAGUAGAAAAUAUGUGGACCAGCCCAAAGCUGCAACAAAAAGUGUGUGAUCGUGUUCUGGCAGUGAGUGAUAGCAGCACGAAUAUUGCAAUCGUUGACACUAUCGUUGUUACGCACUCAAUGGGUAAUCUCAUGUUUGCUGGUGCACUUGCCAAUGGAAUCUGCAAGCUAGGCCCUAGCUCAACGUGGGUGGGCUUGGCGGCACCUAUGAUGGGAAGUAUGUGCUCAGAUUUUACCCAGAAGUCCUGUGCUGGUAAUACCAAUGCCUUCUGGGAAAAAAUCGGAGACAUCACGGGUCGAUGUCCUCCAACCACUGCGUUGAAAUCGCUGGCAUACCAGGGUGAAAAGUAUAGCAAUAAGAGCUUGGAUGCAAUGUACGUAGCUGCACAGGAAACGUAUACGAAAAACGUGUACGCAGCAAUGUGUGGCAAAUCAAACUCCGGGAUUGUAUCCAAAUACCAAGUAAAAUUUUGGGCUUUGGGAAGGCUUGUUCCUCACAAAUCACCCGAUAAUGAUGGCAUGGUAGAGUUUCAGAGCUGCGCUGCAGGGAUUCCUCGAUCGAACUUUGGUAACUCCUGGAAAGAUCGUUUUUACGUGACACAUUUGAAUCAUUUUGAUAUGGAGUUUCUGUCUGGUGAUUCAGUGUUCAACGAGAAAAAGAUGCCUGUGAAAUGGUUUGAAUGCUUGCUGUAG
This is a messenger RNA of Peronospora belbahrii, 1440 nucleotides long. Lineage: Eukaryota; Oomycota; Peronosporomycetes; Peronosporales; Peronosporaceae. The record is from the annotation of a GenBank genome assembly.